This is a messenger RNA of Aphis gossypii (cotton aphid), 1459 nucleotides long. RefSeq lists its product as uncharacterized. The transcript has 2 exons. The record is from RefSeq and is a predicted model, not a curated record. Bases 797 to 1336 code for a protein of 179 amino acids. Lineage: Eukaryota; Metazoa; Arthropoda; Insecta; Hemiptera; Aphididae.
GCAGGGAUUACCAAUUGACAUUUUUGGAAGGCCACCUACAGUGUUCAGAUAGUUUUUAGGAUCUUAAUAAUGUAACAUUCAUGUUUACCCGAAUAAAUUAAAGGCAAAUUGAAAAAAAAAUACCACAAUUAAUGAAAACCUUGUUUAAUUAAUCAUAAAAAACAGUUAAAAUAUAUACAUUUUGGGUGUGGAGUUGAUUGAGUUAUUCCAAGGGCCACAAUCUGGUGGCCCCUGAUGUACGGUGUUCAGAUCAAUCAUCGGUGAUUUGCGAUCAUAAUGAUAAUCAUACCUUUGUAUUCAAGAGAAAUUUUCACCAUUCUUCGUCACUAACAUGCAUCAAUUACCAUAAAAUGUAUUAGGGUAUAACAGUGAUAACGAUAUUCUAUAAUAAACGAUAAUGGUAGACGACUACAGUAUUAUAAAAGCUUAAUAAAUAAACCAAUAGGUAUAGGUAAACAUAUAAUUACAACUUAUUGACUGCUGCAUUUUUUUUUUCAAAUUAUUUUUCGGACAGAAUAUCGUAUUAUUUUAAGUUACCUAUUAUUAUAGGUAAUGCAAUUGUAUAUAACUCAAACCACGUAUUUCGUGUUUUCGUAACGAAAAUGCAUGACAUAUCAGUGAGAACAUGUUUAGUCCGAAUAAUCAAUUAUAUUAUCCUCUCAUUGAACCAAUAACUGACAACCAAGUUAAUAUCUUAGUUCUUAAAAAGUAAUUCACGUUAUAUGUAUUUUCAAAUGUUUCGAGAUUAAGAAGAAAUUAGUGUUUUGACCAGUUAAAAAUAAAGUAUAAAAAAGUAAUGUGUGAUGAUAAUCAACCAAUUGAUGAAGACUCGGAGGUUAUCAAAGCGAUCAGCGAUCAUAGGGAAGGGAUGGUAACACACAUGAUUAACACUAAAGGAUUUCAUAAGGCUUCAAUACAGUUGAAUAUGUCACCGCUUAGUGUUACUGAUAUAUAUAAACCAACGAUAGAUGAUGAUGAUGAUACCACGGAUAAGGAACCACCCCACCGUAUAAGACGCCCCCAUAAACGUCCACGUACGCCUGCUUACGUGAAAUCGAAUGAGGAAACACAAUACAAUACAAAAACAGAAACUAAUGAUGAUUCAAAAGUGGAAAAGUCACAGAUAUUAAAUGAAUUACCAAAAAUCGACAACAGUGAGACUAUGACAACGAGACGUGACCAUGAAAGCCCAUUCGCGAACGAUGAAGAUGAAAGCCAGAACUUUGAAGACCAUAUUUCCAGCUCAAAUUUGGCUUCCCAACAUCCAAAGGUAAGACGCAAGUCUAUGAGAAAAAGGUCGGAGCAUCCCAUAUCGGAUGCCAUAGUCCAGCAGUAAAUUCCUACCACAGACAAGCGGGUAUAACUGUACAAAUACUCCUAUAACAUUUUAUAUGUAAUUUAAACACAAAAUAAAUCAAUAAAAAUAAAAAUACCCCAACUACUUUAAUACCUAAAAUAA